Molecule: messenger RNA, 852 nt
Organism: Musca vetustissima
Lineage: Eukaryota; Metazoa; Arthropoda; Insecta; Diptera; Muscidae
Gene: Bili
Product: FERM domain-containing protein 8
Exons: 5
Biological process (GO): negative regulation of canonical Wnt signaling pathway
Cellular component (GO): cytoskeleton; plasma membrane
Source: RefSeq, a predicted model, not a curated record
AUGCACAUAUGGCGUUUAACUCCUGUAAUACCAACGUGUGUCUACUUAAUGUCACGGAUUGCUGUACACAUGGAGAUCGAGGGAACUGGGCAAUGCCCUUCGCAAGUUAUGCUUGCAGCUACCGUAGGUUGCGAAGAGUUAGGAAUAGCAAAUAAAUUAUUAGCUCAAAGUAUAUUUGGAUUAUGGAUGGGAAGUGCGCUUCUUGAAAUUCAACUCAAAGCUCAUCACCGACCCUAUGCUGUACGUAUAUUGUGGCCGAAGCUUCUUCAGAAAUUUAGUCAUGGAAAUCUUACACAAGUAACAUUUGACGAGCCAAUGCUAAUGUUAAGGCGAAGCGUUUUUUUCUCAAGACGAGACGAAGAAAAAAUUAAAGAUCACAGAAUACUGGAACUGUUAUAUGAAGAAGCCAAAUAUAAUGUACUGUGUGGACGUUACGUAAUGGAACCCAUCCAUGCCCUUAUGUUAGGAGGCAUACAGGCACGAAUAGAACUUGGGCCAUUUAAUUCCAAUACGCAUACAACUGGAUUUUUCAGAGAGAAUCAGUUUCGUUUUUUACCUAGAAGCGUGGCUAAAUGUUCAAGUCUAUCAUGGCUUCCUCUGAGUCGCAAAAACUCCGCCGAACUUAAGCUUUUGGAGCAAUUUAAGCGCGUUCCACAUACCGCAAACUCUAGGAAAUUAAUAAAAAAAUAUUUGGAAUUUUGUUGGUCAUUACCAUUUUAUGGGGCUGCCUAUUUCUACGGGCAAAUAGAGCAGUCAAUGCAUGGUUUCAAACAUUUUUUAAAUACCAAAGAUGUUAAUGUUUUGAUAGCUGUAAAUGAAAGAGGUGUUUAUAUAAUAGAUCCUGCAGAAUCG